AUGAAGGACAGGAGUGAUUCAAACACUGAGAGAGUGACUGCCUUGAUAUCUCUCAACGUGCUAACAACGGCAAUAGUCUCAUUGUCCUUGUUGAGGGAUGAGAAACUGGAUCCCUUGAGAUUUACCAUAGCCUUGUGGAUUGCCUUCUUCACCAUCUUCCUUGAGGUCAAGUAUUUCCUGACCUCAGUUGUGACUCGUGAGUGCUCCAGAUUCACCUCAUCGCGUUCUUCGCAUGAUCGAUUGAAGGUCCUGUACGCUCCUUGGCACUGCUACAAACAUCCAAGAGCCUGA
Prunus armeniaca (apricot) is the source of this 291-nucleotide messenger RNA. The record is from the annotation of a GenBank genome assembly. Lineage: Eukaryota; Viridiplantae; Streptophyta; Magnoliopsida; Rosales; Rosaceae.